Messenger RNA from Penaeus monodon (black tiger shrimp), 1198 nucleotides. RefSeq names its product DNA-directed RNA polymerase II subunit RPB4-like. The record is from RefSeq and is a predicted model, not a curated record. Gene Ontology annotation, cellular component: RNA polymerase II, core complex; P-body. Gene Ontology annotation, molecular function: translation initiation factor binding; nucleotide binding. Gene Ontology annotation, biological process: transcription initiation at RNA polymerase II promoter; positive regulation of translational initiation; nuclear-transcribed mRNA catabolic process, deadenylation-dependent decay. NCBI's taxonomy places the organism in Eukaryota, Metazoa, Arthropoda, Malacostraca, Decapoda, Penaeidae.
AUCCCUGGGCGGAAGGAGCUAGAAGGCCUGAAGCAGCAUGAGUGAACCACAGAAUACCAACGAGUCUACUGAGGAAGAUGCUACUGAGUUGCAGUUUCCUAAAGAGUUUGAGAAAGCAGAGACCCUCUUGAUCUCUGAGGUCCACAUGCUGUUAGAACAUCGCAAACAGACAAAUGAAAAUGCAGAAGAAGAACAAGAACUUAAUGAGAGAUUCAUGAAGACCUUGAAUUACUGUGAAAGGUUCUCCAAGUUUAAGAACAGAGCGACGAUUAAGGCCAUUCGUGAACUUCUGAACCAGAAGAAGCUGCACAAAUUUGAACUGGCAGCGCUUGCCAACCUCUGUCCAGAGACACCUGAAGAAGCCAAAGCUCUCAUUCCCAGUUUGGAAGGACGUUUUGAGGAUGAAGAGCUGCGUGUGUUGCUAGAGGACAUGGCAACACAGAGAAGCUUUCAGUAUUAGGAUGUACUUUGUGAGCAGAAGCAUUUUGUAUUACUGAACCCCUCAGUAGGGAAAGACGUAAUGUUACUUUUGUCUUGUCAUGGGUGGCUAACAUAAUUUUACAUUUUGAGGGAUUGUAUGACUGUUUUGGGAAGUGUGUUUAAUUAGUAUUUGGCAUCACUGCUUACCAGCCAUCUUUGCUCAGUUUCUUAAUAACUGAAUUAGUUUGUAUCUUAGCCACACUCAAUAGAAAUGUAGGGCUAAAUCAUGACAUCGGACCGCUUAUGAUUAGUCACUGUCUUGUGUAACCUCAAAACCUGUCGGUAGUUUUGUUCUCUUUAUCGUUAUGAUUGCAUAGUUGGCCCUAGCCUGCUGAUAAGUGAAUUGAAAAGAAUAGCAAUUAUUUCUCUCUACAUGAAAAUAGAAUAAGUUCAUGGAGAUUGUAUGCCAUUUUUAUGUUUUUGUGUCAUUGAUAGUCAGACACUUAUAUAUAAAGUUAUUAAUUUGUAUUAAGUAACAUUAUUCUUACGAAAACUUGUACCAUAAAGUUUUGCAGACUAAAAUCAGUAUGAUGAGGGUUUGAAGUAAUGAAAAAUAUUGUGUAAAUGUUACAGCAUUUGCUGUAUUUUUUUUUUUUCGCUAUUUUUUAUACAUGGUCAGAAAGACUCUAGGGUAGUACCAAUCUUUAAUGAAGGAAAUGCUUUGCGAGACGGAUGUAUUUAUUAAGAAAAAAAAAUUCUAGUACAACUAAAGCAUUUA